Messenger RNA from Chilo suppressalis (striped riceborer), 7391 nucleotides. The record is from the annotation of a GenBank genome assembly. NCBI's taxonomy places the organism in Eukaryota, Metazoa, Arthropoda, Insecta, Lepidoptera, Crambidae.
UUCUAGUUAUAUUUUCUUUUGAUUUAAACACCAAGCUAAGCAAAAAUAAAAAAAUCAACUAAAUAGGAAUUGGCGUCACGCAUUGGUAAAUACCGUGCGCUAGGGACAACAGUAGCUCCCAGGCGUAAUAAGCGGCGACUCAUAACUGGAUCCCGCAGUUACGCUUGGAGGGCGAGGGGUAGAUCAGGGAGUUGGUUUACCUGGUAGGUACGGGAACUGGUCGACUGGCUAGCUGUUCGGACUGCGGUUCGUGAGACUAGUCAGGUGACGCUGUGAACGGAGAAGCCCAGGAUCGGCUAAAGCGGGUGCGGACCGGGCUGCUGGUCGAAGGCGGGGUGGUUUGAAGUAUGCCACGCUUGCGUGAGUGCACGUCAAAGUAUACCCGCACCGACAAGCUGCUGCUCGCCGCUUGCCGAAUGCACCACGCAAUUACCUGCAUCGCGAGAGUUUGUUGACAGCAAACCAACGCGGCGUUGGUCAUUGUCGUGGAUAUAAAUAAUACAUUUUUUCUUCCCGUCAUCGAAAAAAAAGGGACAACAGUAGCUAACGCUGAAAAUUGCGUAUAAAAAUUGCAAAAUUCGAGCAUUGGCGGCGAUUUCCUCCUAGAAAAUUAUUUUACAGGGAUUCAACCAAAAACGCGUCUUAAGCGGGAAAGCGUAUUACGGGAUUGCGGGAUAGGGAAAUUUUGAAUUGAGGUACUAAAUGUACAAUAUUUAAGAAUUAUGUAUGUCAUAAAAAUGUAGUGUAUUAUUAUUACGUUAUUUAAAUUAAUUAUUUUAGUUUGACAAAAAGAUUUUAAGGCAUUAGCAAUUACAAGAUUGUCAACAUAAUUUAACUUUUGCAGUGCGUCUUCGAUUUUAUUCAAAGAAGUUAAAUAGCAUUUUAAAACAUUAACUGCUGAUAAUACCUGACCGUGUGACAAAAUCGGAGUUGACUCAUCUUCUUGAUCAUUGUCACUUAGGGCCUCUUCUUGUGUGUAAUUCACAUUCUCAUUGAAUUUUAUGCUGCCCCCAGAGGUAGUCGUAGCGUAGGUAAACUGAGCUUAUUUCUGGUUUAGUAAUAAGAGGAAUAGAUUGUAAGUACCAAAGUAUUUAUCUAGUAAUUGGACUUGGAGAUUUUGAAAUUUUGAACGUUAUCGUAGUUAGAUAACCUGAGUAACCCAAGCUGCCGUUUUAUAAUAAGAUAAUUUAAUCUCUAGUGCUUACACAAUUAAUGAAAUUUUAAAAAUUAAACUGUCACAUCAAUUAUUUAGUACAAAACUACGCAGAUGCAUAGUAAGUAAGUAGCUAUAGAAAAUAAUGAAUUGAAUUCUUUCAAUAAAUCCUUGUUAACUUAAUAGUAUUAUUAACACUGAAAAAAAUAAAAAGGAAAAUAAAAAUAAAUCUAAAUCCCGACUAAUUAAAAAUUACCUUAACCAAGAACUAAAAAAAAAUAUUUCCAGGAGUCAAAAAUUCUGGUAAGGAACAAAGCUACUUUAACAGAGAUAUACUAGAAUGUCGGCAAUAACCCCGUCUGUUGUUUUGGACACUGGUGGCAACUGCCUUACAUCGCUAAAUUAAAUAAUUAUGCAAUAACCAGAGCAAAGUUUUUGAUAUAUUUCAUUAACUGGGAACUUUACACAAUGGGCGCAGUGCGCAUUGCUGGGUAUUUUUUUUUAAUGGAAUAGGGAGAUUGCGCCAUGUUUCGGCCCGCGAGCCCUAAUGCGGCAAUCCGCCUUGGGCUCGCCCGUCGGUGGUAUAUAAAUGAUAAUAAGCAUAACUUAGUUCUAACCUAUGAUGUUUUAUAGAUACAUUAUACACUAAAAGUAAAAAGUAGCAUAGGUCUAUCAACUAUUCAUUAUAUUCAUGUAAGUCUUGCGGUUUUUAUGGCGCAGGCCAAAAUAGCUUGCAGAUGAGCGAUUUUACCGUCAUAAGGUGGCGGUUCGCGCCGCGACCACGACCGGAGACAGAGACGAGAGACCGAAGACAGCGAGACGGUCGCCGUCCCGGACCAGUAGUGUCUCGUGUCGCGCCCGAAAUGGACACUAAUAGCGAAAAUGAACCUUGUUGGCCUCUAGUUGAAUAUAAUUCGUUAAUACAUAAUCUGUUUUUUAGUUUUGUAGUAAUAAUAUAACAGCAAAUCAUCGUCUUCUUAUUCCUCCAAUCAUAACUCUAGGUGGCGUUCCAUAACAUUAUUUAAUGACACACUAAAACACAAUUCACUCCAUCAAGAGACUCUACGACACUGAGGUGGUUGCGGGCUCACGGUCUCGUCUGUAGUCUCGGUCUCGCCCCGCAGUACAUACAGAAGAGACCGAGACACUUGUCGUGAUCUCCUGUCUUGGUCUCUCAUCUCGGUCUCCUGUCGCGGUCGCGGCGCGAACCAUCGUCUUUACAUGACACUUUUGGCUAUAUUUUGGCCAAUUAACUCAAUAAAUACAAAAGAAAACAUAAAUAAUAAAUGAUCAAUAUUUAUAUAUUUAUAUUUAUUUAGUUGGCUAGAAGUUUGAAAUGCUGUUAUUAUGACUCUUAGCAUAAUGCUGACGUAACAAAGACUUGGAAGCAGGUUUCAUCAUUCCAGAGUCGAACAGCUUGGAAACAGAAUGACUUAGAUACAAAGUUGAAGCAGUGAUAAGGAAUUUCUAAAAGAACAUUUUGAGAUGAGCGUAGAGGAUGGAGUGGAACUUAAAAAAAGUAAAUUUGGAUUUGAGAUUUACACUUUCUUGCAUUCGAAUCAAGAAGAAGAGAGUAAAGAGUAGUGAGAAUUUUUUCAUAAUUUAUUGUAUCUAAUAAAUUGUAUGGGUAGCUACAUGAUUUAAUGUAAAUGUUGCUACUAUUGUUAAUGCUGAUAAGAUUCAUGCGCCCAUUAUUCUUAUCAGCUAAAAGAUGUCCUGAAAAAUAUUGGACGAUUCAAAAGAGUUUUCAAUGAGUCAAUUUGAAUAAAGUAUAUUUUCAUUUCAUAUCUAUGAGUUGGUGGGAACUCAUUGCUACCGAAGCGCACGACGGCUGUUACGACGAAUAAUUAAUUAUCACGGCACAGCGGCGCACGUCCAUUUCCUAACGCGCAUCGUGCUGCGCUGAAAAGAUAUAACCGUACGUUUUCGCACGGCCACCAAAAGCCGUGAAGAGUUCAAGAAACAAUUAGCAAAUAUCUACGUCACAGGAGGCGAUGAUUGUCCCGAAAUGGCCAUGACCGGAAUAGAACUAGCUCUGUCAUCCAGCAAGCCAGGCUCGCUUCUAUACGUGUUCACUGAUGCGUCCGCCAAGGAUUCACAUAAGCUAGACGUCGUACAGGCUAAAGCUAUCAAGGAUAACUCUCAGAUUGUAUUUCUUCUGACUGGAAAGUGUAGUUCAGAUGACAGUGACCCAAACUAUCAGGCGUACUACAAGUUGGCGGAGGCUACGUCAGGACAGGUGUUCCAUAUGGAUAAACAGGAUGUGAAGGAGAUCUUGAAAUACAUAGUGGAACAGAUAGAAAGCCCAAAAACAUUGGUUACAUCUAAAAAAUUCCCGCCCGGGACAAACCACAGUCUUACUUUUCCAGUUGACCCCGAUAUGCCGACUCUGAUCAUCUCUGAAUCGGGGAAGAGUCCCACUUUGGACGUUACUUCUCCCGACGGCAGUAAGGCCGAUACGAAAAAAAUUGUGGAUUUAUCAGAUGUUCUUACCGUACGUAUAGAUGAUACGGUGCCCGGUAACUACACCGCCGUGGUCGGUAGUAAAUCGGAGACUAGCGUUGUGGUGACCGCUACAACCAGUAUAAGGUUCAAGCAUGGCUUCUCCGGCGUGCCAGCUACCAACAUUGGGGAUACGGCCACCAGACCUGUAUCAGGAGAAAAAACUCGAUUGUCAAUUAAACUAAUUGCUCCUGAUGGCAAUAAGAUUCUCGGAUCGGUAGAAAUCUUGGAUAUGGAAGAAAAUGUACGCGAAGUAUUACAGCUGACGUUGGUCAAUGCAAAGGAUCAAUUCUAUACAACACAAGCCUUUCAACCGCCGGAGUACCUAUUUAAAAUUGCGGUAAAAGGUAGUGAUAAAACAACUAGUACAGCCUUCAAAAGGAUCGGUUCAACUCCAAUACAAGUUCAAAGCCCUGUGAUAGGCCUGAUUGAUCCAGUGGCGCCAGUUAUAAAGUUUAAUGAGGAAAUGGCGAUAAACGCUGAGUAUGAUGAACCAUUGAAAAUUGCUUGUAAAGUGAAAGCAUAUCCUAAGCCGGAUAUUAUUUGGGUUGAUGAAGCUGGAGUGUCUUUUUCGCCAACGGUGUCCGCUGUGGAACUACCAUACGAUUAUAUCAGCAUUCUGAAUAUUGACAAAGUUAUAAAGAAUGAGACGUAUACAUGCAAGGCUUCUAACACUCAUGGAGAAUAUUCAAAAAGUGUUGAUGUAGUAACAGAGCGAAAAGAUUAUUUUAAUGUCAUAGAAGUCCCUAAAGAUAUAACCAUUGAAUAUGGAAAUAAUGGGAGCGUCAUUUGUAAUAUAGACGCAAUGCCUCCCGUCAAAAUAUCGUGGUACAGCAACGAAACUGAAUUACACACUAAUGAACAUAUUGAAAUAUCUUCCAAUGGCUCCGUACUUACUGUCAAAGAUAUGCAACUUCUGCUAAAUAAAUCUUAUAGUUGCGUUGCUAAGAACGAUGUCAAUAUCGUAAAGUAUCCUUUCAAAAUAGUUAUUUCAGGAUUUGAGAAACCAGAAAUUGAGGAAACACCAUCUUUAAUGUAUGGUAAUAAAGGAAAUGAUACAGAAAUUAAUUGCAGAACUGUCAGAGGCUCUCCAAACCCUGUAUUCAGUUGGUUUUUCAAACAGGAGAGUUCCAGGAGAUAUGCUAAAUUGAACGUUACUCAAGAUGUCUUACGACUAAAAGGACUUGAUAUGUCGCACGAAGGGAUUUACGCAUGUCUUGCAUCCAAUGCUGCUGGAAUAGCCUUUAAGGAAACAACACUCACUGUUAGCUAUCCACCCACCAUUGACAACGAUGUGACACGUGUGAAGUCUCGUCACGGAGAGCCUACUACUCUCAAAUGCGUAGUCCACGGUGCUCCGAAACCAAAGGUGAAAUGGUUGCACGAUGGAAUCGGAGUCAUCAGCGAUAGCGAAUUUCACAUCUACAGGGACCACAGUUUGAGAUUCAAAGGAUCCAUUGCGAACAGCGGCAAAUUUGUGUGCAUUGCAACCAAUUUAGCUGGAACUGCGACGAGAACAGUACAAGUUGACUAUGUUGUUCCAGUGGCGAUAGAUCCUCCAAAAGUAAGCAAGUUAGAGAUGAACUUUGGGGAUCAUUUGUCACUACCUUGCCGAGCCGAUGGCUACCCUCGGCCCACCAUCAAGUGGAUAUUUUACAACGCCGCUAGGAAAAGACCGAUAACAAUAUGGCCUUCGGAUGAUUCUGGGUCGUUAAACCUGAACAACUUACAACCAAGACAAGAUGGCUACUACACCUGUGUCGCAAGAAACGUCGAUAGCUCUGCGAAUAUUACAUACCAAAUAACAGUUCUAGCAAAACCCAUCAUCAGCAAAAUAAACUCCAGACGAUCUUUUACGGUAGUGACACAUGAUCUCGUCCACGUGAUACCGUGCCGAGCCACCGGUAACCCCAAGCCAGAAAUCACGUGGACCAGAAACGGGCUGAACAUAGCUGCAGGAACUGAAUGGUAUGAUAUCAAAGAUGACGGCACUUUGGUUAUUAAGAAUAUCGAUGAAAUGUCUGGUGGUAUAUACGUUUGUAAAGCUACUAACAAAGUUGGCGAAGACAGUCAAGACUUCCAUCUUAUACCAAGACCAUAUCCUGAUUUUAUCGAACCUACAGAAACAGUGAAUUUACAGACAAACAGUAGUACAGACCUCAUAUGCAACGUACCGCAUACGAGACUUGACUACGUUCGCUGGUAUAAGGACAGGAAACUUAUAGCAGAAGGAGAGUUAACUUUGAGAAAUAUUAAAGUUUCUGAUGCAGGGAUCUAUACUUGCCGCGUUUGCACCUUCUCUCAAUCAACUUCAAGUGCAGUUAGGGUCAUAGUUGGGACUCCGCCGUCAUUUGUGGAUGAAGCUGAGUUAUCACUUAAUUUUGAAGCUAAUACUCCAACAUUCUUGGAUUGUCAGUCGUAUGGAGAGCCAGCACCAGAGGUCAUUUGGUUGCAUAACGGUAAGCGUAUUGGCUCUACAGAAAUGCUUUUAGAAUUCGAAAUGACUUCAGAUACAAGAGGACAAUAUGAAUGUAUAAUAAAAAAUAACUUUGGCAGUAUAAAUAGGAUCUUCGAAAUCGUUUCAAAAGAAUGCUUUUUGAACAUACAAGAAGAUUUUAUGUCAAAUCAACCUCUUAUGGUAGAACCACGCUUUUUAAGAUUACCUCAAUUUGAUGUCGAUAGCGGUUAUAUUCGGAUACCAGCAGAAGAAAGUUUAUUAUUACAUUGCCCAAGCGGAUUUGCUAAUAUUCCACAAUCUGAAGUCAUGGCAACUUGUGAGGGGGAUUCAAACUUUAACGUAGAAGGUAACACGUUUAGAUAUUCUGACCUUUAUUGUCAAGAAGAGCUGAUACCACAAAUCAGAAGAACUGGCAAACCAUGUAGUUCUGCAAACAAUGAAGUUGUCUUGAUUGGAUUCGAAGUGCGAGGGGUCUUUUUAGAUGUGUACGAGAUUUGUAUGGAUAAAGAAACUAACACACCGAUUUAUACGAAAACCAGAAUUAACAGAUCAUUAGCCAAUGCUUAUCCAAGGAAUGAUACUAAAUGGUUUGGUGAUGAAUUUGCGAAGUACAAUUUCAAAGAAAUGUACGACUGCGACAGGCAGAUAAAUGAUAUAUCAUCACGUCUGAGGAAAUGGUUCUAUUCUACAGAUAGAUGCUGUUUUGAUAGCAGGAAGUUGGUAAAUCCUCGAGAUCUAUCAGUAGGUGUAUCGCAGAAAACGGCAUUCACCCAGCUUAACGUUGUGCCUCAUUGGAGUACCUGUGGAGCUGAGAAUUGGGAUCGCUUAGAGAAGAUAAUCAGAGAGCUUGCCAAGUCCUCGUAUGAUGAUUUGGUGGUGUACACGGGUGCGUCUGGUCAACUAGCGCUUGACAAUGCUUUGUUAGCCAGUCCCGAGGACAUUGAGAUCAACGAUGCAUCCGGCAACCGGCAAGCAAUACCUCAAUACUUAUGGAAGGUAGUCCAAAACCCGGCCACUAGAUCUUCCCUUGCUAUAGUCCAACUAAACAUACCGGAUUUGGACAUUUCCGAGGCACUGAGCUACAUGGUAUGCCGGGACAUUUGCCGGGAUAUACCCUGGAUGGCGGAGGAGAUGACCUGGAGGGACCCAAGCUUGGGUUUUACAUUUUGCUGCAGUCUUCAAGAGUUCGAAGCAGCAUUCCACAUGAAGAACAGUUUUGGAAACAACAGGAGAAUUCUCCAAAUAGCUUCUUUACCUAAAAUAUACCUAAAUGUAUAG